Messenger RNA from Coccidioides immitis RS, 585 nucleotides. RefSeq lists its product as uncharacterized. The coding region runs from base 1 to 585 and encodes 194 amino acids. The transcript has 3 exons. The record is from RefSeq and is a predicted model, not a curated record. Lineage: Eukaryota; Fungi; Ascomycota; Eurotiomycetes; Onygenales; Onygenaceae.
AUGGCGCCUAGAAUGCGAGCCGUCUUUGAUUGCCUGAGUAGACGCCAGCUCUGCUUCAAAGGUACCCAGCCAAACAGGUUGAUUCACCCAGAGCAGAAGCCAACAAUCGGCCUCCCCACUUCCCUGUUAGAACCAGCUUGGCCUUUUCGAGGCUCCACCGUUCGCGAGAUGCAGAAACAAGGCGACCAACGUCCGUUGACGGACUGCUGUGAAUUCGCCUCAUUUCUCAUAGUGCGGACCAAAGGAAUGGUCAAUCAGCCUGGCGGGCCGUUGGCCAAAACUGGCGACCGCCCCUCCUCUCCCGCACCGUUCUGUCUGCCUCUUUACUCGUUGCAAGCAACGGCUGUCGUCUUCGAGCACGAACAGAACCGGGAGAAACUGUUUCGAACUCGACUGGCUCGUUCUGCUCUGCGCGACGGCCAACAGAGUUUGUGCGAGAGCCGCAUCCCUCCACCGACCGUUUUCCUCCUCUUCUCUUCUUCUCGUCUUCGCCCAUCGCCGUCGCCAGUCCAUGUUCCAGCGCCCGUCUGCCAGCACUUCUCCCGGCCACCCGCAAUGUCUCUCUGCUGCACUAGCUCCCAGUAA